Molecule: messenger RNA, 1158 nt
Organism: Nilaparvata lugens (brown planthopper)
Lineage: Eukaryota; Metazoa; Arthropoda; Insecta; Hemiptera; Delphacidae
Product: UDP-glucuronosyltransferase 1A9-like
Molecular function (GO): UDP-glycosyltransferase activity
Source: RefSeq, a predicted model, not a curated record
UUCAUUUUGCAGUAAAGCAGCCUCUAUGAAGUUCGACGCUGUGUUGAUAGAGAACCAAUACUACAGCAGCUUCCAUGGACUGACGCACAAGCUGGGUUCUCCGCCGGUGAUCGGAGUGCACACAUUCGUGCCGUGGUCGGCCCUCGACGAGUUCAUGGGAGUCAAAGUGAACCCUUCCUACAUGCCUCACAUCUUCUCUCAUCAUAGCGACUCGAUGACCUUCCUUGAAAGAUGUUUCAACACGUUUUUGUACUGGUACAAUUGGUAUCUGGUCGAGUACGAGCUGUUCCCUUAUCAAGAGGCCAUUCUCAAGAAAUACUUUGGGACGAACACACCAUCAGCGAGGGAAAUGGAGUUCAACAGAGCUUGUUGCUGGUACCAGCUGAUCUCUGAACAAGGCAUUGAUACUUCAGUCUGGGAAGUAACAUGCAGGGAACUUCCGUCCUCAAGAGAAAGGGAAAUAUUCUUCAAAACCAUCAGGAGAUUCCCGAAGAUCAGAUUCUUUUGGAAAUAUGAAGCUGAGUCUCCACUAUCAAAUGUGCCUUCAAUUGUGAUUAGAAAAUGGUUCCCGCAACAGAGUAUUCUAGUUCACCCGAAAUGCCGGAUUUUCAUCUCGCAAGGCGGCCUGCAGAGCACGGAGGAGGCGAUCUAUUACGCUGUGCCACUUCUGGUCAUACCCUUAUUUGCUGAUCAGCCACAUCAGGCUGCUAGAAUAGAGAAGGAGGGAGCCGGUCUGUCUCUCUUGCUCAGCAGAUUGACGGAGGACAAUUUUUAUGACGCCAUAAGCAGCAUGCUCACUGACCCAAAGUUCAAAUCAAACAUGAACAGACUAUCGUCGUUAUCGAAAGAUCAGAUGGUUCCCGCCCUGGAUGAGGCGGCCUGGUGGGUGGAGUACGUCAUAAGGCACAAGGGAGCCAGGCAUUUGCGGCCACAAAAUCUCAACAUGAACUGGAUCCAAGUGCAGCUCGUCGAUGUGUAUGGUGCAAUUGUCGCUGCCGCACUAUUCGUUCUCUACAUAAUUUACAAACUCAUCAAGAGCAUUGUUGCCCUUAUUCCUUUGGGCAAGAGUAAGAAAGGGAAGAAAGCGAAGAGUAAAAGAUCGUAAAUCUACAGAUUCGAUUUGCAUCGUUAUCAGUUUAAUAAAUAGCCUCAAGAAUA